AUGCCCCCUGCUGCUAUGUCCUCUGCACGUCGCGCUGACGGUUCGUUGAAAGACGCCAGUGAGAUAGCGUGGUACAAUGAUGCCGAAGACGACUCUCCAAUGGUUCCUCCCCCUGCUCCUGCACACAACGGCACUCUCAAUUCGUUCGGGGUUCGCAAAUAUAGGGCCAUGAACUGGACCGAACCGGACUUCGGCAGCACUAAGCCUGACUCACGAGCGUUGCGGUUAAUGGUUCGCCUUGGACAGCCUUUCGAUGCAUUUUUGCUAGCGCAGCAGCGUGUCGGAGAAUACAAGAGGAUCGCGUCAGAUCAUAACAUCAUCGCACAAGUCAAAGACAUUGCAUCGGUUGAUAGCAUGGAUGUUGGUACCGUAGAAAUACUGUAG
Suillus plorans is the source of this 384-nucleotide messenger RNA. RefSeq lists its product as uncharacterized. NCBI's taxonomy places the organism in Eukaryota, Fungi, Basidiomycota, Agaricomycetes, Boletales, Suillaceae. The transcript has 2 exons. The coding region runs from base 1 to 384 and encodes 127 amino acids. The record is from RefSeq and is a predicted model, not a curated record.